AAGGGAUAACAUACGCGCACUGCUAUUUACCGGAACUGUUUCCUGUGUCAAAGGAUCUUGCUAGCCGGAACGAAAAGUAUCCACAUUCAACUACUGUGUGGGACAAGAGUUUCGGAUUUCAAGACAAAAUGGAUGGUGAAGAGAAGACCUACGGUGGCUGUGAAGGCCCAGAUGCCAUGUAUGUCAAGCUGAUCUCCUCUGAUGGCCAUGAGUUCAUAGUGAAGAGAGAACACGCCUUGACCUCAGGGACCAUCAAAGCCAUGUUGAGUGGACCAGGUCAGUUUGCAGAGAAUGAAACCAACGAAGUGAACUUCCGAGAGAUCCCCUCCCAUGUCCUGUCCAAGGUGUGCAUGUACUUCACCUACAAGGUCCGUUACACCAACAGUUCUACAGAAAUUCCAGAAUUUCCCAUCGCCCCCGAGAUCGCUCUGGAGUUGCUCAUGGCUGCAAACUUCUUGGAUUGUUAAAACUCAAAGAAAUGUAGCAACUUAAACAUUUUUUCUUUUAUAUUUGUUUUGACUAUUUAACUUGUUUGCCAUGUUGCUUCAGAUAUAAAACAAAGUGAAUGAUUAGUACUUUGUCAGUAUGCUUUGUAAGCUUUGUUUAUAUAAAAAAAAAAUUGCCACAGGCUUUAUGUCCAAUUUUAAUUGGUAGUAAAGACUUUCAUUUGAAUAUAAUAAACUGAAAUGGCUGCACCAGUUGCUCCAGAAUGUGGCGACCCCCUCGUACACAAUCAUUCCUUACCUCCACACCACAAUAAAGUAUGUUUGAGUGUU
Molecule: messenger RNA, 776 nt
Organism: Coregonus clupeaformis (lake whitefish)
Lineage: Eukaryota; Metazoa; Chordata; Actinopteri; Salmoniformes; Salmonidae
Product: elongin-C
Exons: 4
Coding region: 129-467 (112 amino acids)
Biological process (GO): ubiquitin-dependent protein catabolic process
Cellular component (GO): elongin complex
Molecular function (GO): protein-macromolecule adaptor activity
Source: RefSeq, a predicted model, not a curated record